Acanthochromis polyacanthus (spiny chromis) is the source of this 712-nucleotide messenger RNA. RefSeq names its product atonal bHLH transcription factor 1b (gene atoh1b). NCBI's taxonomy places the organism in Eukaryota, Metazoa, Chordata, Actinopteri, Pomacentridae. Gene Ontology annotation, molecular function: protein dimerization activity. The transcript has a single exon. The coding region runs from base 1 to 696 and encodes 231 amino acids. The record is from RefSeq and is a predicted model, not a curated record.
AUGGCCGCAAAAGCAGAGCUCUCAAGCUGGCCAGAAUACCCGGAGGAUUUCUCUCUGCUGCAGCAGCGCAAUUUGGCGCACAUCAACUCCAAAACGUGGAUUUCUUCAAACUCAAUCCGUGCGUUCUCAAGGAGGGACGCAGCCGCAGACGCAGGCGGCAUCCCGCUGGAGAAACUUGUGCCAGUGAGUAAACUCCCUGACUGCGUUUCUGCUGCAGGCAUCUCAGACUCAGACGCCAGCAAGGCAGCAGAUGGAGGCAAGAUGAGCCACUUCGGCCCUCAGAGACACAGACGCGUGGCAGCCAACGCCAGGGAGAGGAGGAGGAUGCACGGCCUCAACAAAGCUUUUGACGAGCUUAGGAGCGUCAUCCCCUCCCUGGAAAACGAGAAAAAGUUAUCCAAGUAUGACACCCUCCAAAUGGCGCAGAUCUACAUCACGGAGCUGUCUGAGCUGCUGGCCGGAGUGGUUCAUCCGGAGUGCAGGAGUCCGCGUCAGGGCGCAGCGGACAAGACUUCCAGGAGGAGCCUGAUUCACUCUAUAAGGCCAGCAGCCAACACGCAGACCCCGAACCCGCUGACUGGAGAGCAAAGAGACCCCUCCAACUCCAUCAGCCACCUGAUUAUACUGGGACCUACAUCUGACUUGGAGUCCAACAAAUCAGGCACCUCAUCCAACAGCAGCGAGGAUGAAUCUUAAGACUGUCAGUGCCAUG